Salarias fasciatus (jewelled blenny) is the source of this 990-nucleotide messenger RNA. RefSeq names its product trace amine-associated receptor 13c-like. The record is from RefSeq and is a predicted model, not a curated record. Gene Ontology annotation, molecular function: trace-amine receptor activity. The transcript has 2 exons. Bases 1 to 990 code for a protein of 329 amino acids. Gene Ontology annotation, cellular component: membrane. Gene Ontology annotation, biological process: G protein-coupled receptor signaling pathway. NCBI's taxonomy places the organism in Eukaryota, Metazoa, Chordata, Actinopteri, Blenniiformes, Blenniidae.
AUGGAGUCGGAGCUGCUCUGCUUCCCUCAGCUCCUCAACGCCUCCUGCCGGAGGCCGCCGCCUCCCCGGAGCGAGUCGCGCCUCCGGCUGCUCCUCGUCCUCCUCCUGCAGGCCUCGCUGUACUUCAUCUGCGGCCUGACGGUGGCGCUCAACCUGCUGGUCGUCGUCUGCAUCUCGUACUUCAGGCGGCUGCACAGCCCCACUAACACUCUGCUCCUCUCUCUGGCUGUCGCAGACUUGCUGGUGGGCCUGCUGUCCAUGCCGGGCGAGGUGGUGCGGCGCUGGUCCUGCUGGCCGCUGGGCGACGCGGCGUGCUGCCUCUAUAACUUCCUGAGCUACGUGGUCACGUCGGCCUCGGUGGGGAACAUGGUGCUGAUCUCGGCCGACCGCCACGCCGCCGUGUGCGACCCGCUGCGCUACCCGGGCCGGGUGACGCCGCGGCGGGCGCGGCUCGCCGUGCUGCUGUGCUGGCUCUGCUCGCUGCUGUACGGCGCCGUCUUCGUCCGGGAGGAGUUCGUCGACCCGGGCCGCCACCACUCCUGCCAGGGGGAGUGCGUGGUGGUGCUGGACUUCCUGUCGGGGGUCCUGGACCUGGUCUUGACCUUCGUCCUUCCCGUUGCCGUCAUCGUGCUGCUGUACCUGAGGGUGUUCGCCGUGGCGGCGUCUCAGGCCCGGGCCCUGCGCUCGCGGGUCGCCGCCCGCCGCCCGCAGGCUCACGCCAAGCGGUCGGAGCUGAAGGCGGCCCGGACCCUGGGGGUCCUGGUUCUGGUGUUCCUGCUCUGCUUCUGCCCGUUCUACUGCGUCAGCCUGGCUCUGGGGGAGUCGCUCAGCAGCGACGCCCAGUUCUUCGUCUUCUUCCUCUUCUACUUCAACUCGUCGGUGAACCCGCUGAUCUACGCUCUGUUCUACCCCUGGUUCAGGAAGGCCGUCAGACACACGCUGACGCUCCGCAUCCUGCAGCCGGGAUCCAGCCAGACCAACUUCCUGUAG